This is a messenger RNA of Debaryomyces hansenii CBS767, 1122 nucleotides long. It is a transcript of the gene ARO3, whose product is annotated as 3-deoxy-7-phosphoheptulonate synthase. The transcript is spliced from 2 exons. Gene Ontology annotation, molecular function: 3-deoxy-7-phosphoheptulonate synthase activity. Gene Ontology annotation, biological process: aromatic amino acid biosynthetic process. The record is from RefSeq and is a predicted model, not a curated record. Gene Ontology annotation, cellular component: cytoplasm. NCBI's taxonomy places the organism in Eukaryota, Fungi, Ascomycota, Pichiomycetes, Serinales, Debaryomycetaceae. Bases 1 to 1122 code for a protein of 373 amino acids.
AUGUUCAUUACUAACGAACACGUCGGAGAUCGUUCUAGAUUAGAAGAUUGGAGAGUCCGUGGCUACGACCCAUUGACUCCUCCUGAUUUAUUACAACACGAACUCCCAUUGCCUCAAAAAUCACAAGAUACCAUCUUAAAAGGUAGAGAGGCUGCUUGUGAUAUAUUGAAUGGGAAGGAUGAUCGUUUGAUUAUUGUCAUUGGUCCUUGUUCAAUCCAUGAUCCUAAAGCUGCUCUUGAGUAUGCUGGAAAAUUGUACGAAGCUGCUCAAAAAUAUUCUGGUGAAUUGCAUAUCGUUAUGAGAGCAUACUUAGAAAAACCGAGAACUACAGUUGGCUGGAAGGGGUUAAUUAAUGAUCCAGAAAUCGAUGGUUCGUUCCAAAUUAACAAAGGUUUGAGAAUUGCCAGAAAAUUAUUCGUAGAAUUGACAGACAAAUUGCCGAUUGCCGGCGAAAUGUUGGAUACAAUUUCGCCCCAAUUCUUGUCCGAUUUAUUCUCUCUUGGUGCCAUCGGUGCAAGAACUACUGAGUCACAAUUGCAUCGUGAGUUAUCUUCCGGCUUAUCCUUCCCAGUUGGUUUCAAAAAUGGUACAGAUGGUACUUUAGGUGUAGCAAUGGAUGCAGUUAGAGCUGCUUCUCAUCCUCACCACUUUUUGUCAGUUACCAAGCCUGGUAUUGUUGCUAUUGUUGGAACAGAUGGUAAUCAAGACUGUUUUGUUAUUUUAAGAGGUGGUAAGAAGGGUACAAAUUUCGAUGAACAAUCUGUAAAGGAGACUAAGGCAGAAUUAAUCAAGAAUAAGAUCGUUACGGAAGAAAAGUCAGGUCCAAGGAUUAUGGUUGAUUGUUCCCAUGGUAACUCAAGCAAAAAUCACAGAAAUCAACCGUUGGUUGCGGCCGAAAUUUCCAGACAAAUCAGUAAUGGGGAGGAUGGUAUUUGUGGUUUGAUGAUUGAAUCAAAUCUUGUCGAAGGUAGACAAGAUGUACCACCUGCUGAUAAAGGUGGUAAGGAUGCUUUGAAGUAUGGUUGUUCUAUUACCGAUGCUUGCAUCGGUUGGGAAGAUACCGAAUCUGUUUUAGAAGGUUUAUCUAAUGCCGUGAAGCAAAGAAGAAAUUCAAGAAAGUAA